AUGUCAACGCCCAGAAGACAACGCAGCGAGUACCUGAAGAACGGGUGCAAGGAGUGCAAGCGUAGGAAGAUCAAAUGUGACGAGUUCAUCAAUCCGCCGCCCGAAGCGAUCAGGAAAAUCAACAAACAGGGCCGUGUCGCCUGCUGGCAGUGCACGAGGCUCCGCAAAGAGUGUGAGUAUCCUUUGAAAGGUGAAAAAGUGGCCAGAGUCAGCCGCAAGGCCAUGAUGGAGCAGAAGCGCCAGGAGCUGGUCACGGAAGCUUCGAACGAAAUGACCAAUUACCCUUCAAACAACAUUCUAAGCCCUCAAAACGGUCUGGCCAACCUCUCUGGAUUAGCCUACCCUCAAGGACUCAGCUACCCGAACUACCAGAACAACCACGGUUACUCUUCAGCCAACUGCAUCAACGGUUAUGCCAAUGGACAGCCUUAUAACAUGCCGUACGGCAAUAUGCCAUAUUCCAACGGCAACUGGGCGCCCAUGAACGUCACCAACGGCUCGCUCUGGCCUCCUACGCAUCCCCAUAUGGAUAUCAAGCCGCAGCUUCCUCGUCCAGACGUGCCUAGCCAUCUUCCUACGCCGGUAAACCGUCCAGAAAUCACUUCUCUGGCCACGGCGUCGUCUACAACGGAACCUCCAGAACACGACGACCGCGUAGACCCGCCAUUUGAUGGUCUUUCUUUUUACGACCAGCUGGAUCUCACUUUGCUUGCUGCUGACCUUAAUAACCUCGUUCUGGAUAUGAUUUACGAGGUCAACUACGAGCCUAAAGUGUAUACGGACCUGGAAUCGCAGCCCACGCCGCCGACGCCAAACUCUGAGGAUAGCGAAACCAACUACUACGACUAUAUUCCACGGAAUUUGGGGUUAGGGUACAUUGAGGUGAAGAAACAGACGGAAAAAACGUUUUUGCACGAGUUUUACCGGGAGUUUGCCAACAUUAUUUUACCAUUCAAUGCUUACGACUCCCCGGCCCGCCAGUUCUUCAACCCAGCAAGAGAUAUUCUUCUUAAAUGUGCCCAUAAAGAGCCGUUCUUGUUGGCUGCCGUGCUAGCUCAGGGCGCCAGAUCGGUAUUCACGAAACUGGCCGAUCCAGAAGACGAACAAGCAUACUAUUCGUACCUUCUGAGAUGUCUCAAGCUUCUAGGGCCUGCUUUGGGCGAUGCUGGGAAGAACGGGUUGGCUUUGGUAUCGAAUAUCGAAGCUGUGCUUUUAACAGUCCUUCUUCUUACGUCUUCCAAUGCCGUUAACGCUAAGCAAAACUGGAGACCACACCUUCGAGGCGCCAAGGAUCUUCUUUUAAAGCAUAACAAGAACAGGCCGCUUACCAGGAAGCUGAAAGUGUUGAUUUUCUGCAAAUACUGGUUUGUUUCGUUUGAAAUUUUGGCCGGUUUGGGCUCCAAACUCGGUGGAACCGUCCAUGUGGACGAAGAACUUGAUCUUCUUCUAAACUACGCUGAUCCUUACGAAGUUCAAGUACUCACCGAACUAGGACUCAUUUUGCCCAACGGAUUCAACCUCAUUGGCGGCUACCACAACGACUGUGUGCCCCAUUUACGUGAUUUAAUCAAGCUUUUAAACCGAGGCCGUCGUGCCGUCAAAAAGAGCCUGGAAAACGGCAUUUCCACUACGGAUUCCAGUCCUGGCGCUGUUUCUGGCGCUGGGAAAGUGCCUCUGGUUGCUGUCCAGCCUACAGAAUGCAUCCGACUUCUUGGCGAGUUCGAAAAAGAACGCAACAAGGUGUUUUUCUCUGAACAGACGGUCAUGGCGCCCGACGAGUUCCCCAACGGCGUCAUUCCACAAAGCUACCUUCUAGAUCUGGCAACUAUCGAUGGUUCUCGCAAGAUCGUCAGCUGGCUGGACAUUUCCCAGCAACUGUACUGUUAUGCAGCGCUAAUUACGCUUUUGACUGACUUUUUAGGCGUUUCUCAUGCCCUGGCGCCGGUUCAAGACCUCACACAUCGUCUUCUUUCGCUUGUUUCGUUUGUGGAGCCGCCAAACGGCGACCCUGUGCUUUUCAAGUAUGCCAUUUUGAUGGUUCAGUGGCCAGCGUCGGUUGCUGGGCUCAAUGCAGUUGAUUCGGGUGAUGUGGCGAUGGUGGAAAAGUUCUUUAGCGUGGCUUCCCAAGUUGGAUCUGGAAGUGCUGGUCAUUCGCUUAAGAUGAUUAAAAGGCACUGGAAACGCCGUGAAAUGGCUGCUCUGGAUGAUAGCGAGGAAGAGCAAGUUGAUGUGGUGAACUAUUAA
This is a messenger RNA of Candidozyma haemuli, 2244 nucleotides long. Its product is annotated as Zn(II)2Cys6 transcription factor. Gene Ontology annotation, molecular function: zinc ion binding; transcription cis-regulatory region binding; DNA-binding transcription factor activity, RNA polymerase II-specific. Gene Ontology annotation, biological process: positive regulation of transcription by RNA polymerase II. The transcript has a single exon. Bases 1 to 2244 code for a protein of 747 amino acids. Gene Ontology annotation, cellular component: nucleus. NCBI's taxonomy places the organism in Eukaryota, Fungi, Ascomycota, Pichiomycetes, Serinales, Metschnikowiaceae. The record is from RefSeq and is a predicted model, not a curated record.